CAAGCUUCGAAUGAGGAGCUCGUGGGUGCUCCGGCGUCUCCGGCCGCUGCUUGCGCCGGCGCUAGAGGAGGAGAGUCGAUGGUUGCCGAGAAUCCGCCGAGUCUCAACAUUGGCCCGUCCCAGCUUCGUCUCUCCGACCACGAUGGCGAUCGCUCAGUCUUUCUCCUCAUCGCUCACCGUCUCCGCUGAUCCUCGCAACUUCAUCACUAGGAUUCGCCCCCUCAUGCUGUUCUCCACUGUUGCUUCAUCAGAUGAAUCGGAUAAGGAAGGGUGGGACAUGGAAUGGGAGGAAGAGGAAUGCGUUGAUCCGCAGGUUGGUGAUGGAGGAGAUGGAGGUGGAGUGGUUCUGGGAGACGUUGGAUGGGGCGCGCGGGCACUCUCAGCUGCUCAAGAGGUUCUUCUUGGAGAUUUUGGUAGUGAUAUUGUGAUGUUUGCUUUCAAGGUUUCUCCCAAAGGGUACAUCUAUGUCAGGCUUGAUAAGCUUACAAAUUUAUAUGGAUGCCCCAGUAUAGAGGAGAUUAAAAAAUACAAUAGUCUAUACAAGAAACGAUUGGAUGAGCUGGGAGAAUGUGGUGAGCUACCUGCAGAUUUGGCUCUCGAGGUUUCAUCUCCAGGGGCUGAGAGAUUACUGAGAAUGCCUGAAGAUUUGGAUCGCUUCAAAGAGAUGCCAAUGUGGGUGCAGUACAAUGAAGCGGAUAUCGGAUCCAAAGACCAGCAAGAGAAGGAUGGAGUUUUCAUGGUCGAUCUAAUUGACACUGAAAACAAGCAUUGUGUGUGGAAACUAGCAAAUGUAAGGGAGAACAAGGGUGAAGCUGGGAAAGGGAGGCCUCUAAGCAGGAAACAGAAAGAUUGGAGAUUAAAACUCCCAUUUGAAGCAACAAAGAAAGUCAUGCUAUACUUGAACUGAUCUUCAAAGAGUUGAUCAUUUCAGACAGAACAGGAUUGAGUGAUAAUCAAUCACCAGCACAUCCAGACAACCACUUUCCGCCUAGCUUGAAACUUUCCUUCCCCGGAGAAACCUGGCCGGGCUAAAUGGCUUGAGAUCAACAGUUGUUGCCCUACCUUCCAAAAUAAGCUCAGCCAGUGCUG
This is a messenger RNA of Dioscorea cayenensis subsp. rotundata (Guinea yam), 1089 nucleotides long. RefSeq lists its product as uncharacterized. Lineage: Eukaryota; Viridiplantae; Streptophyta; Magnoliopsida; Dioscoreales; Dioscoreaceae. Bases 11 to 907 code for a protein of 298 amino acids. The record is from RefSeq and is a predicted model, not a curated record. The transcript has 6 exons.